Marchantia polymorpha subsp. ruderalis is the source of this 1828-nucleotide messenger RNA. NCBI's taxonomy places the organism in Eukaryota, Viridiplantae, Streptophyta, Marchantiopsida, Marchantiales, Marchantiaceae. The record is from the annotation of a GenBank genome assembly.
GCUAAAUUGCUGAAGUGUACUUUUUACCUCUGUCAAAUCUACAGACAGACUGAAUUCAAGGUUCUAUCUUUUCACCUUCAUCAAUUUACCCAACCCAAUCUGCGAAGCACAAGCGAACUAUUAUUCAGAGCUAAAUGUUGGGGUUAAUUUCUGUUUCGGGUCAACCUCUGUAUUUAGCUAGUGAACCUUCUGGAUCUGGAGUAUAUAAACAGUUAUUUCUGUAACUGAACCACUUGAUCAAUAUCGAAGCGCGUUUUUCCUGUUCCGUGGAAGUAACCCGUUAAUCUAUGACUUUCUGAGUUUAUUCGUGUUUAUUGUAUGAUCUUUGUUUGAUUCUCGGUAUAGGACUUAACAGUAAGACACAGAAACAGAAAUAGCCGAAAUUUCUGUGUUGCGGUACCGGUAGCCUGUGGAAAUCGACAGCUGAGGCAGAGGAUGUUGAGAAAUUGAGGAUAUCGAGGUUUGAUUGGGAGAUGAGGGCUUGUGCCCUUCUGAGCUGGUCCUGGGUCGGAGUUGAACUGAGUUGGACGUUGAUAUUGUGGAUUGGGAGCUCCUGCUGCUUAUAAAAGUUUUCACUAGAUCCACCCCGACCGUAUGCACACCGGGAUGACGGUAUACGUACGCAGUUCACCGUCGCCGUUGCCGUCGACGAGGGUUUCGACGAGUGACUAGUUUCCCAAGACGAGGUGGCCACGGCAUUUUCGUCUCGCGUUUCUUCUUGGUCCUGGCCAGCGAUGGCGUCACCGUCUCGCUUUUCUUGGAGCUGGGCGAUGGCGUAUUCUUCUCCGCUAGCUAUGAUCGAACUGGAGAGUGAUACCAGUGCCUUCGCUAGAUGCACUGCAGAGAUUGGCAACAUUGUGAGGGGAAAGCGGGUAUGCUGCGCAGUGUGGCAAUACUCUUCGAUCGUUCGUAGGAAGACGCAUUCGACGGCGCAACGGGUCGUCGAUAGUUCUAAACUAUACAAAGUGUUUGUUACAAGAUUCAAGCCCUCGAAAAGAAAACAUCCCGUGGAGAAGUACGAUGUGGACUUGCUCGACGUGUAUCGUAAUUGAACCCGAGUUCAACGAAAUGAGCGCGUGAGGCCGUCGAACACCGAGUCCCGAACAGGAUAUCUCGCAGCUGAGAUUAAACCGCUGUCCAUCAGAUCUACGAACUGUGCUUCCCCAUCCACAACUCAUGCAAGUCGAAAUCGAUCAUAUUCGAUUGCAGCUUGAGGUUCCAGGAAUGCCUGAACUGUUCGAGGCGAUGAACACUCGAUGACACCGGGUCACGUCACGUGUCUCACAUUAGGCACACCAUCAGCCCGGCUCAUGCAUAUUGCUCAGGCUGAUUUGCCCUUGGAAGUGGACCUGACUUCAAAGAGUGGAGACUCGAGUAUCUUACUGCGCUUGGAUAAAGUCAAAACCCUCCCUGAACUUUACCGCCGAGAUCGCAGCAUUUGGACGCGGGUGGAAGGUCACUACGGGAGGCUGGAUCUCGACGACUGCAGCCCCAAACAAUUUUACUGAAGAUUCUCGGUUGACGAGGUGAUUUGUCGGGAACGGACCAAUCACGGAAACAGUUACUCUGACCUUUUCGUCGCUAAGUCCAAAGUCUCCCCGUUGACGGGUUGAGAUGAAAGGAAUAUAUCUAUGAUCGUGAGAGUCUAGAUUGUUAGAAUGUUCAAGAGUCAUGUUUUUAUGCUCGGUCAUGUUUUUAUGGAAUAAAUCAAUUGAUGGGACACAUCGUAACACAAAAUACUUGAUGGGGUUCUUUAACAAGGAUUUCUAGCUUUCGAGAAGAUGAGUUGUAAACUUUCAGAGUCUAUAAACACACACAUUAUAGCCCG